Clunio marinus is the source of this 2751-nucleotide messenger RNA. Lineage: Eukaryota; Metazoa; Arthropoda; Insecta; Diptera; Chironomidae. The record is from the annotation of a GenBank genome assembly.
AUUUCCAUUCAUUCCAGAAGUAAUUCGAAGGCUUCUUAUCUGCCUCGUCAACAUCGUGAGAAGCUUCUUGACCCCGAUCAUGGAAGUUACAAGUUGACACUGCAUGAACUCAACGACAACAUCAAAGAGAAUUAUCAGGAAGAGAUCUCGAAAUGUAAUCUUCCUGAUGUUCUUCCAGUGACGGUUAAAUAUCACAAUUCCUACCGUCAUACUCAUCAUCAUCAUCGACAACCACCGCAACAUCAUUUGUCUCAACAUUUCACACCUCAACCUCAUUAUCAUCCAACUGAGACACAAAUGACGCCACAAACUGCUCCCGUUUUAAAUGGAAAUGCAUUGAAAUCUAUUUUUCAGUUUGCUAUGGGAAACUCGGGAAGUUCAACGCCAUCAAACACAUCAUCAUCAGCUUCAUCGUCGCCUUUACUGCCAACAUCGCCUUUCAACGGAUCAAAGUCACCAUUGAGUACACCGCCAGGAUCACUUCAAAGCCCCAAGUUCACAUCAAACUCAUCUCUUGAUCAGAAAACGUCGCAAAUCAUCGAUCCAAAACUCUACACGAAUGAUGAACUGAUUAAAACUUAUCAUCAACAGAAGGAAGCAUGUCGUGAGCUUAACAAGACAAUUCUUAGUAAUUCACUGCAGACGACAUCAGUGAAUGAAUGUGAUAACAAGAUAGCAGUGGUUAGGAAGCUUAACAUGGUUGAAUCUCCCGAAACAUCGCCGAAAAAUUCGAUUGAAAGUUUGAUGAUCGACAGUAAUAAGAAAACAAACUCAACUGAAUCAUUGAAAUCAGUUGAGGAGAAGGCGAUGAACGAGAAGUCGGAGAAAGAAAUAAAAACAGAAAAUGCAAAGAAAGACGAGGAAGUUAAUGAAGUUGUUGCAACAUCGCCAAUAUUAAGUGAAGUCGACGAUGUUGCAGUCAAAGCAAAGCCUCUUCAAAAGACGGAAAUUGUGUUACGAGUUCAUCCCAUUAUGCAAGAAACUGCUUGUCAAACGGAUGAGACAUCAGAUAUUCAUGAAAUUAGCUUCAAAUCGUCUUUAGGUUCGUUGCAAAGUGGCGAACUCGAAAAGCCAAUGAAGCUUAGUUUAUGGAAGACGCCAACAAAACGUCAAAAGCAUCCAGAAGAAUUGGACUUUGACAAUUUAUCAAAAGAUCUCGCCAGUCAAUUAUCACCGUCUGACAAGCUUCACAGCAUUUUGGUUCCGAAGACAAUCAAAUCAUCAUCCGACUACAUUUCUGAUCUAUUCAAAAUCAAUAUUACAUCGCGUCCCACGAAGAAAGAUGUGUCAACGUCAACAUUCAACGAGAAAUGUGCUUUCAAAAGCUCGAUGGAAGUACUGACAUCAAAUUCAACCUACUUUUCAAUAUCCGAGCCUAAAGCAAAAUUAAUGACACGAUACAGUCGUGAGAUGACAUUAAUUAAUAGCGAUUCUAGUGAUUUGACCAAAAAGAAGGAGGAGCUCGUUGAAAGGUUGGGAAAGAAGUUGAAAGUCCUCGAAACUGAACAGUCAAUGUUGGCUGAAGAAAGUACAGCGAACGAUGCACUUGGCCAUGAUGUGGCCUUCAAAGUCGCUCAAAAAGUUCGACCCGGUGAUUCCACAAGAUUCCGAUCUUAUGUUGAUGACGUUGGUUACAUUACAAUGCUUUUGUUGUCAUUGUCAGGUCGCUUAGCUCGCACUGAAAAUGCUUUGCAUACAAUCGGCGACAAAACCAACGCUGAUAAGAAAAUACUUGAAACAAAACGUGAUAGACUGCUAGAGCAGUUGGAUGAAGCGAAACAUCUUAAAGAAGACAUCGACCGACGUGGUGCUAAUCUUUCAAAGAUUUUGGAAAAAUUCCUCUCAGUCGAUGAAUUCUCCGACUACAACUAUUUCAUUAACAUGAAAGCGAAACUCAUUGUCGACUCGCGUGAGAUCGCCGAUAAAAUCAAACUGGGUGAAGAACAAUUGAAUGCUUUGAAGGAUACACUCGUUCAUAGUGAAUGUUGAACUUAAUUAUGAAUUUGCAUAAGCUUAAGUCUCUACAUUAGUCGUUUUAUUGUAUACGCAAACUGAAAAUUGUUUUUGGAAUUUUAUUUUAUAUUUUUUUUUAAUUUUUCUUCUCUUAUGGCUUGUGAAAAUGGUUAUUGUUUGACAACGAAACUAUUGUCGUCAACAGCAAAGUCAUAAAAAUAAUAAAGUCACGUGUAGAACUUUUUUAGAAGUGAAUUGUUUGCGAUGAAAUAAGAAGAAAAAUGAAAAGUUUUUUCCAUUAUUUCAACGGUACAUGUUGAGAUAAUCAAGGAUGAAAUGAAAUGAAUGUUUUGUUGAAUUAGAUGAAGAAUUACAAUUGCAAGUUUUUAAGAUUGUUUAACUAUUUACCAUUUUAAGUAGAGUUUGUAGGGAAAUAAUUUCAGGGUGUGGAAAAAGCUUGAAAGUGUCCUGACUAAAACUGGACGAAAAAGGGAAAAUUGCUCAGUUUUCGGCCACUUUAGUAAGGACAUGAAUAAGCAAAUAUUUACUGAAAGCCCUGGAAUUUUAAUAAUUGCUGUGCUUUUAUAAGGAAACAAAAUUAAACUAAUUUUACUAAAAGUUUUUGACAACGAAGAAAAGAAGAGAAAAGAAAAUUAUUACUUAAGGUGCUUUUGAAGUAAUAUUAACAUAACAAUUUAUCCAUCCGUCAAUAUCUUCCGCAAAACUUAAUAUUAUUGUUUGUGAUUUUGAAAUCAUAUUUUUAAAUAAAGAGAAGAAAAGAAAAAUUUUGAAAAUUAA